ACUACUUAUCAAUCUCCAAAAGAAGUAAACUGAGUGUGUGCUGUAAUAAUAUUGAUAGUGACUUGUGUUUUUUGUGAUUUUUAGAAAGGAAUCAAGUAAGAGAUAAGUUCAGCAUGGAUUUUGCCGGUAAAGUAGUCAUUGUCACUGGCGCAAGUUCGGGCAUUGGUGCCGCCACUGCAGAACUCUUUGCAAAACUGAAUGCUAAAGUAGUGCUCGUCGGACGUAAUGAAUCCAAUCUGAAAGCAACUGAAUCAGCAUGCAAAGCAGCAAACGAGAAGGCUGAAUUAUUAACAAUCAAAGCGGAUAUAACAAUUGAUGCUGAGCGUAUUAUCAAUGAAACUAUAGCGAAAUUUGGCAAAUUAGAUAUAUUAGUGAAUAAUGCUGGCAUUUUAGCCGGCGGCAACAUACUAGACAUCGAUGUAGAGCAAUUCGAUCAAAUACUAAAUACAAAUCUACGUGCUGUAUUUAUAUUAACCAAAUUGGCAGCACCCCAUUUAGUGCAAAGCCAAGGUAACAUUGUAAAUGUUUCCAGCUUGGCCGGCACACGUGCAUUUCCGAACGGCUCCAGCUAUUGUGUUUCCAAAGCCGGUCUAGAUCAGUUUACGAAGUGUAUAGCACUGGACUUGGCAUCGAAAAAUGUGCGUGUAAAUUCCGUAAAUCCUGGUUUGAUUGUUACGGACAUACAUCGUCGCGGUGGCAUGUCGGAGGAAGCCUAUGCCAAGCAUUUGGAACAUGCCAAGGAAACACAUGCAUUAGGGCGUGUAGGUAAACCAAUCGAAGUAGCCGAAUCUAUUGCUUUCUUAGCCAGUGAUGCUGCUAGCUUUAUUACUGGCGCUAUAUUGCCCAUAGAUGGUGGUAGACAUGCUAUGUGCCCGCGUUAAAAUUAGUACAACAAAUUCACUAUAUUUCCGAGAAUGUGCAUUAAACGAUUGUUUAUUUUUAAAUUAAUAUAUAAUCAACUUAAACACA
Molecule: messenger RNA, 969 nt
Organism: Bactrocera tryoni
Lineage: Eukaryota; Metazoa; Arthropoda; Insecta; Diptera; Tephritidae
Product: 3-oxoacyl-[acyl-carrier-protein] reductase FabG-like
Exons: 2
Coding region: 114-881 (255 amino acids)
Molecular function (GO): oxidoreductase activity
Source: RefSeq, a predicted model, not a curated record